AUGCAAACACACCAGCGGAAUAAAAGUGCUAUCAUUUUGUCAAUUUUGUUUAUUUUAGCUGAAACUAAAAAACCUUUUACGAAAAGACUUGAGGCUUCCUGGCGUCUGGAAUGUGAUCUGGGUAUUAUAACAGAUUCUGACUGUCCAAUUGAUGGUGGCUGGUCGCCUUGGGCACCAUGGUCUAAAUGUUAUGGCGCCUGUGAUAGUGUUGGUCACCGAAAGAGAUUAAGAGCAUGCAACAAUCCGACGCCUUCAAAAGAUGGUAUGCCUUGUAGAGGUUUGGACGAACAGUUGGAAUCUUGUUACUUGACGAAUUGUUCUGUCAAGGAUUUCCGCAAUAUCGUUGAGGGAGACCCUGCUAGAAAAGAAGCAUUACAUCAAUUAGAAGCGGUUCCUCUAUUAAUGGAAAGAUGUCUGCAGAUGGAAUGUCCUUUUGAAGCAGUUGACGCUACAUUAGCAAUUGAAAAUACUUGGCAAAUAAAUUCAGAAACCGUGUGGAAUGCACUUCAAUGCGUUAAGCAUGACAUUGGAUGUCCUAUUGCGGGUGACUGGGGCGCUUGGGGUUCGUGGUCGUCGUGUGGAGCACGGUGUGGUAAAGGUACACGUUGGAGAAUGAGACGCUGUGAUACACCGCCCCCUUCUCUAGCUCAUUUGAUUUGCCCAGGAACACCAUUACAAUACGAACAAUGUGAAGGAGAUCAGUGUGCGAUUGACGGUCAAUACGUUGAACAAAGUGGCAGUUGGAGCGAAUGGGGUGCCUGGACUGAAAGUUCAGAAAAAUGUGGCUAUGGAGUUCGCCGUAGAAAAAGGGCUUGUGUCGAAAAGCAACUGGCACUUUCUGCUAUAAAUUGGGGAACGCAUUGCAGAGGACAGUAUGACCAAUUAGAUGUUUACUACAACACAGAAUGCGUUUUAGAUGGAGGCUGGUCUGGUUGGGGACCAUGGGGGCCGUGUUCUCAAACAUGUGGCGCUGGCAGACGUUCAAGAACUAGAUCCUGUACAAGACCAAUACCUUCGGGUAAUGGUACCGAUUGUGUAGGACCAAAAUCUGACAUUGGGACAUGUCAUUUAGCUCCUUGUGAAGUUUUCACACACACUAUUUCUUUACUUAAUGGAGAUUCUUAUAUGCACUAUAACUUCCCACGCAAAAGAUCAACCUUCUUUCAUUUUUAUAUCCGUUUCAUGGCACUCUCUCCCCAUGGCAUCAUUGUUCGACGUGGAAGUGCUCAAAAUCCAAGUGUUCGAUUAAGUUUGCAGAAGUGGCAUGUUUGUCUAGAUGCUAGCGGUUUGUCCAAAUCUUGCAGUUUACCUCGUAUGUGCUCAACAACAGCAAUUGAGCCUGCAACAUGGCAUUCAAUCUUAAUGUCUGUAACUAGUCAAGUAGCUAUUAUAAGAUUAAAUGACGCCCAAAUAUCAAUGCAGAAUUGGUUUCCUUGUAAUCCUGAAUUAGAAAAUGACAAAAUGAAUAUUUUUAUUGGAGAAAAGUUUCAUGGCGAAGUUCAUGAAAUUAUGCUUAAUUUUAUUCCACUACAUACUGUAAUUGAACGGGAACAGCGAAUGAGUCAAUCAGAUUUCUAUCCUAUUUCAACGUCUAACAUGGCCUAUGAAAAAGCUAGCCCUGAAGAAGCUUAUUUAUUAAUACAAAACGAUCAAUAUUUACGUUUGCCUUGUUUUAAGGAACAAGAUGAAUGGCAAAUUGAAUUGACAAUUAAAUCUGAAAAAGAGAGCGGUACAAUAAUUUUUCUCCCAAAUAACAUAAACGAGAACUGGUUGUAUGUAAUUUUACAAAAUAUGAGAUUAAAAAUAAAAUUUGCUCGAAAGGAAUUCAAGUCGGAAGCAAUUAGUUCUACUGAAUUUUUACCUGAUCAAUGGAUGGAUAUAGUUAUAAGUAAGAAAAAUGAAACCAAUACUAUUGUAGUAUCAAUAAACGCAGGAGAGCGUCUUCACGUACUUUUAGUAGAAGAAACGAAGAAAAUAGAAAAAUCUCUUAUUAAUAGCAAACAUACAUUUCAGGACCAAAAUUAUAAUCACAGUUUCAUCAACAAUAACAAAAUGGUAAUGUGCAAUGAUGAAUUUUUUAUUGGUGGCAUACCGCUUGAUAUAAAAAAUUCUCUAUCAGAAGAUUUUACGCCAUUUACGGGAAUAGCAGCCUCAGUAAGGUUAAAUAAUAAUUUGUUAGAUUUACAUGAUUUCAGUAUGGAGCGGACCAAAGACGACCUAAUUCAACUCUCUUCAAGAACUGCUAGUAUUUCAGGAUCAUAUCAUGAAACUGAAUGGGGUGAAUCAAACCAGUUCAAUUUAACAUGUCUACAUGCACGCACAGCAAGUUUACCACACUCAGCCUAUUGGCUUUAUUGGGAUACCCAAAUAAAACUCAUAAAAAGUAAAAAUACACGUUCCGUAGAUGAUGGAAGAGUUUUACGUUUGUUAGUAACAGCUGAAAAAGACCUUAGGGGAUAUUAUACUUGUAGAGCACAUAGUAAUAGACGCACAAGAAACAUUGUUACAUUCGGCGUUUUAGGAAAAAUAGAAUAUAAAAGUUUGAGCCCCGACACUCUAACUGUGAUUGCAAUUUGCACUACACUAUCUUUAGUAAUAUUUACUUUAGGCUGGCUUAUAAUAGAAGGAUAUCACGAUCUUCGUAAUGGUUACGGAUUUUUUAGAGACGCUCAUCUGUCCCCCGAAGAGGAAGCGGAAGUCGUUUGUCAAUAUUUCGAUCAAAACAUGCACUUACUUGGAUCGCAAAGUGAGCUUAAUCUAGCUAAAACGAAAGCAAGGCGUAGAGGUAAGCGAUUGGCUAGCAAAGCAAGUUUUGGAGCACAGGAGCCAGAUAACAUGUUGGAAGGAAAUAAUGCACUAGAAGAAUUUACUUCUAGCGAUCCCGACGGUUUACCUACUUUACCUGAGGUAAAAAAUUCUGGCAUAGAAUUUUUUCAAAAAAUUUAUAGAUAUGAACCUUCCUACGUUAGUUCUCCCCGCCAUGGCUCUCUUACAACUCGAACAAAACUAUCUUCAACCUCGUCUUUAGACUCGCUUGCAAAAGUGUUAGCUUCCCCUUCUUAUAUGCGUAAGGUCGCUAAUUUGUCUAAAGAUAAUAAAAAGAUUAAAAACUGCCGUUUUAAGAAAGCUAAAAAUGAAUCUAAUCUGCUAACAAUUAAAUCUUCAACAUUUCUCAAUAAAUCACCGGCACAUAAGGUAUUGGAAAAGUUUCAGGAAUUAAAGAGCGAUGAUUAA
Danaus chrysippus (African queen) is the source of this 3234-nucleotide messenger RNA. The record is from the annotation of a GenBank genome assembly. Lineage: Eukaryota; Metazoa; Arthropoda; Insecta; Lepidoptera; Nymphalidae.